AAAGGCGCUUUCUGAACAAUAACUAGUUAUCUAUGAAACAAUGCAGCGUAGUGUAAAGAAACCACAGGGUGUCAUUCUGUACAGUUGAGUGUACUCUAAUUGCUGAGUGUUGGAGAUAGGCUGGAGACAGACUGUUCCCUUUGAGCAUGUGGUCAUACCCACUUAGUACAAACUGAAUUCAAGCUUGUUGUGAUUUGUGGUUAAAGGAUGAAAUGUAGCUUCCUUGGCCUCAGUUAAAUUCACUUGUUUAGGCCCUCUUGAGCCAGUGAGAUUUCUCUGACCUUCAUUUUAACCUGUAACCAGUUAAUUAUUAACUCUGUUUUACUUAGCAUGUAAUUACCACUAAUUUCGUUUGACAGGAUACCUGCAGUUUCUGUAAAUCAACACUGGAACUCAGUUGGGACAUCAUCUCAAAUAAGAAAAGGUGCUCCUUGAAACCAUAACAAUUACAAGAAUGUUUUCUCUUCUGAGCAAAAUACCUUCAUCUGUAGAUUUCAUCUUACAGUGAGCACCCCUCCCAACCAAGAUGGAGUUUCGGGGCUGUUGAAAUGGAGAUAGGAAUGCAACUACACUUGAUAGCCCAGAUAACAGGAGGGCUGAGAAAGCCUGCUUAAAAGAUUCCAUUGUGUUAGAGGCAGCAGUGCCAGGGUCUGUUGUCCGUCAACAACAGUAACUAUGGCAGACAUGCAAGACUAAAUGUAGCAUCUUAUUUGACAAAAGGCUCCAUGAACAGGUGGUAUGCUCUUACACACAGCACUGACCCAGACUUGAUGUAGUGGUUUAUAAAGUGAUGAAAACUAAAUUAUACUAAUACUAAAUUUCAGACAAAGAUUUUGACCCUCAGAAGAUCCUGCUCAAGGCCAGUGGUUUUCAGUGUGGGGUAAAGGGACCUCCAGGGAUCCUCGAGGAGGUUCCAGGGGUCCUCCAGCAUGAUGGGCAAAUCUAUUUUCUUGUAUUUUACCCAUAGAAGCCAUACAUAUUUCUUACACGUUCUGUAAUAAAUCAUCUGCAGGUGAAAGUCUUAUCAGAUGGGGAACCCUCGAACAAAAUAUUAUUAAAAGGCGGUCCGUGGUCUAAUUUGUGUCAGUUUAGGGGUCCUAACCAUCGAUUUAGGCAAAAUUAAAAUUUCAAUUAAAAAUGAAAUUUUUUUGUAUAAUGAUUUGAACACUGAUGAUUUUAUCUAAUGGUUUGACUAAAAUGUAUCUUCAUAUUUGAUAUUCAUUGCACAUACUUUCAUUUAUGUGAAUUAAAUAAGUCUUGUCCUAUUUGUAACAGUGGCAACUAAAAAUAUAUGGCAACAAAAAAUAUCAGUUAUAGGUGAGUAGGUAAGUUGUUUCAGUGACUUGUUUGGUCACAUUGUCGAUAAUAACAGUAGUAUUUUAAAUGGCACUUCAGCAGGCUUUCAAAGUGACUGUAAAACAUUUUCAUUUUUUGUUCUACACUUAACUUGCACUUUAACUCUGUUUUAAGAGAUGGGUGAGGAGAUGGACUUUGCUUCCAUAAAACACAAAUAAAAACGUUUUAUGGAGAAGAAUACAGUUCCUACACUCAACCUUGAUACGUGAGCCACCAGACUCAACAAUGGCUCUCCUUGACUUCUGUACCUGGUGAAAAUUUCUUGCACCUGAGAAUGUGUUUCAUAGUAGAUAAGCUUAUCAGAGCAAAUGUGUCAAGUGUGUAUUACUUACACAUGACUUUCUUGCAUGACUUCAUAAUGGCUGCAUGCUUUACCUGAAAUUCCUGUGAAUCAUUUGUAAGAUAAGUGCACAUGUCUGAUCUUAUUUUUAAGUUUUAAUUCAGCUGAUUAACUUAAUUGCUUAUCAUGUCUGUUGUGCCAGUCCCAUAGUCCAUCUUUUACAGAAAACCAGGCAGGCACAGGGAGAACUUGCAAACUCCACAUAGAAGGGCCCAGACUGGGAUUCAGUGUUAUGUUAUUUUAUAUUUUAAGUCAAAUCUGCAUAUUAACAUGACACCAUAAAAAUGUAGGACCAGUAUUUUGUGCUUGGACCAGUAUUUUGGGCUUAGUCUAGUGUCUAUUACUACAUCCUCCUUGGAAUGCAUCUCCUACAGACAGUCAUCGUGCUCUGGAUUUUGCUCUCUUCCUGGCUGAGGUUGUCGUGACAGCAGAGAUGCUUACUCAUGAUGUGCUGUCUUUUCAUUCUCACUUGGUCUCCAUCUGUCUCAGUACUCUCCACCUUUAUGUAUCUACCUGCAUCAACAAAUGUGCCCACUGUUUUCCCAUAACAGGUUUAAAUAUUGUGUCUUCCUGUUUUCUCAGCAAUGUGGGUCCAUACUUCCUUUGUUCAGAUGGGUGUUUGUGUUCUCCUGCUCUCGCCCUGCAGAAAGCAUGCUCACUGCACCUUAAUGAAGUGUAAGAUCACAUUCACCCAGAGGCCUGUGCUGCGGCCCAACGCCACUCUGAGCAUGGUGGCCGAGAAGAUCAAGAAGAGUGGUAUGAACCUCAACCUCAGCACAUCCCAGGGGAACAUCUACGCAGGACCAAGUGACGUCCCCUGUGACUUCUGCUCUGGGAAGAAAUUAAAGGCUGUGAAAUCCUGUCUGAACUGUCUGGCGUCCUACUGCGAGAAGCACCUGAAGCCACACUACGAAUCAGCCACAUUCAAAAGGCACAAGCUGGUGGAUGAGCUGGGAAACCUGGACAGGAAGAUCUGCCCGCAGCACCAGAAGUCCCUGGAGCUCUUCUGUCGAACAGACCAGAUGUGUAUCUGUGCUCUUUGCACAGUCAGUGAACACAGGGGCCAUGACAUUGUCUCUGCUGAGGCAGAGAGGAGUGAGAAACAGAAACUCUUGGGAGUCUCUCAAGCUGAGAUUAGACAGAAAUGCCAGGAGAGGGUGAAGGAGCUGGAGGAGCUGAAGACUGCUGUGGAUUCACUCAAGAACUCAGCCCAGAGAGCCAUGGUGGAGAGCCAGAAGAUGUUCGAGGACAUGAUCCGCUCCAUUGAGAGGAUGAGGUCAGAGGUGACCAAGCUGAUUGGUAUCAACGAGAAAGCUGCUUUCAACCAGGCCGAGGCUUUGAUCGAACGGCUGGAACAAGAGAUUGAUGAACUGAAGAAAAAGGAGUCGGGCCUGAAGCAGCUGUACAGCACCGAGGAUCACAUCCACUUUUUGCAGAACUUCAACUACCUCUGCACCCCGACUGAUGAUGGCUUCAUACCCAAAGUGACAGUGAACCCAGACUUUUCCUUCGCGGCAGUCAGGAAAGCUGUGGCUGAGAUCAAGGAACGACUCGAGGAGUUUGGCCGAGAGGAGCUGCUUAAGAUCUCCAAGUCAGUGAAUGAGGUCCCCGUGUAUACAACAGAAAGUCGGACAUUGGACAGAAGGAGCAGAGGCAAAGAGAUGACAGUGGACAACACUCCUCCAGAACCAAAGAGCAGAGCAGAUUUUAUCAAAUACUUCUGUCAGCUGAAAUUGGACCCUAACACAGCCUACAAGGAGCUGUACAUCUCAGAAAACAGCAGAAAAGUCAUCCGCACCAGGGACCUGCAGCCCUACGGGGAAAACUCAGAGAGAUUCGACAGCUUCGCCCAGGUGCUUUGCCGGGAGGCCCUGUCCGGGGGCCGCUUCUACUGGGAGAUUGAGUGGAGCGGGGAGUUCUCCAUUGGAGUGGCCUACAGGAGCAUCAGCCGCAAGGGCAAAGGCUCACUGUGUCUGCUGGGCUACAACGACAAAUCCUGGAGUCUCCUCUGCUCUGACACAGGUUACUCUGCCUGGCACAACCGGGUGGACAAAGCCAUCAACGCCCCCCACUCCCCCAGGAUAGGUGUGUACCUGGACCACACUGCCGGUGUGCUGGCAUUUUAUAGCAUAGGCAACACCAUGACCCUCCUGCACAGGUUUGAGACCUCAUUUGUUGAGCCUCUCUAUCCAGGCUUUGGUGUCGGAACCUCAGUCAAGAUCUGCAAUGUCAAGUGAACACCAAUAUCUUAGUUCUCAUUUGAAAAUCUACAAUAUUUUUCCAUGUUUCUCAUAAUAUACAGCAAUGCUUUUGAAAUAUAUAUUUUUGCACCUAUACCAGACCACAUUAAUGAAGUUGUAUUGCUUAUUUUUGAAGAAAUCAGUUUCUCUCAAAUGUGUACAUAUUUGUUUCUAACUUUACACACCACGUAUUAUGGUUUGCAUUGUGCUGACAGAUCACAUAUGUUUUCUAAGACAUUAAUGGAAUACAUAAUUAGUACAUAAUCACAUAAGAACAAAUCAGAGAGAAGUGUUACCCUUUAUAGCAUCUGAUAAUAAGUGCUGGAUAAUAUUAAAACAUGUCAGUAUGUAAUAGAUGUCAGCCUUAAUGAGCUGUAAAUGUUACAUGUUCCCACUGAGAGCUGUUCCAUCACAUUUUUACACAAAUAUUACUUUAUAAAGUGUUAAGUGAUGUUAUUAUAAUUUAUAAUUAAUAGAACCUGAGAUAAUCCGGUUAUGACAUUCUUGAUCAUUAUCAUCAACGUAUAUCAUCAUUAUUGCAUAAUUAAUUUAGAUUGUAUUGCGAUCAGUAUUAGUAAUACAAUAAUGUUCAUGUUGGUGUAUUAAAAGACAUCACUAUUAUUUCAACACAUCUAGAAGAACAUUUCAUUGCAUUUCUUUUUGUCAUGUUUUGAUAUUAUUAUUGUCUUAUCAGUUGCUGAGUUACAUUACACCUUUUUUUUCACUUGAACUAACCCUUAUUUAAUUUCAUGUAUGUUUACUUAUAUAACGGACAACCAAAGCAUAACUGAUGUCAAGAAAAGACUUGUUUUGUAACAAAAUUAUUCAUCAAUAGUUCUAAAUAAAGAGCUAAAUGAAUGGA
Messenger RNA from Scatophagus argus, 4798 nucleotides. RefSeq names its product finTRIM family, member 82 (gene ftr82). NCBI's taxonomy places the organism in Eukaryota, Metazoa, Chordata, Actinopteri, Scatophagidae. The transcript has 8 exons. Gene Ontology annotation, molecular function: zinc ion binding; protein binding. The coding region runs from base 2281 to 3933 and encodes 550 amino acids. The record is from RefSeq and is a predicted model, not a curated record.